CAACAAUCCACCUCAGAGGAGAUGCGAAACCGUCAACUGGAAAUGAUGCAACAGCUAGAGGAGGAGGAAAAGCAGCUAAUCGCCGAGUUCGCUGAAGCCGAACGGCAGACGUUAGAAAAAAGAGAAGCUUGUGGAAGGGUUUAUGAUCAUGAUCAUGUUCUAGUGUGUGUAUUGAAGCCGAACAGCAGACGUUAGAAAAAAGAGCAGCUUGUGGAAGCGUUUAUGAUCAUGAUCAUGUUCUAGUGUGUAUAUUUACUUAGGUAUUUUUCCAAAAUUGUAAUUGUGUUUGCAAAAAGUACGUUCUGCGCGUUGUAGUUGUUCGUUGGGGGCCGAGUAAUACGACUGAUCUGCAUGGUGCCGUUAUAAAGUCCUCAUGUAAGUAUCUAUAUUAGUUAUUCAUCCACCUCCUAGGUGGAUCCCAUGAUAUAUUUAUCACGACACCUUCAUUCCCUGAUGGAAAGCAAGACUCUCGUUUCCGAGGAACUUGAACGAAAGCAGGCUGCACACCCACUAGUCUUCUCGUCGCACAGCAGCUUUUCCUCAGUCGAAGCGGAAGAGGGACAUUUGGUGGAAUUACAGUUAAGGCACACUCACCAACCCAUAGGAUAGUGAAACGUUGAAAGACAAUAACCGACCCAUCUCCCCCUCCUCCCCUGUGCAAUACUGUUUUACUUACCCCUAGAAUGGGUAAACUACUACUACUACAGGGGUCGGUUAGUUCACUAAACGACCUACAAUCUAGUCCUCUCAUCAUUACAGGUAAGGCUUCUAGAAGUACUCCGUGGAGAAUAUUAUUUAUGGAUCUCUGAGGCACAAACAGAACACCAAGGGACAACAAGAGCAUUUGUUUUGCUGCAAAAACAACUUGAUUUCCUGUAGUUAAGCCAGUACCACCACGAGACGAGACUCCCCGACCUUCGAGAAUCUUCUAAGACGAGCUGAACAGGAGGACCUACUCGUCACGAUUCAAGUCAUGUUAUGCGCAGGGUGUAGCAGUCGGCUUUUCAACUCCACCCAUAGGUAGCAUACAUUAACUUUCUUUCGCUUUCAUUCAACUAACUAUGUAUUUGAAAUCGUUGCCUUCUUUAAUAACAAGAAAAUGAAAGGAAUGUACACAUGACGCGACAAAAACUGACGACCACCCAAGCCCAACUACAAGAAUAUCGAUUGCCUCUAAUGCUCCAUCGUAAGUUAGAGGCGGAGACAGAGCGCAUUCAAAUGCACUUCGGGG
Messenger RNA from Amoebophrya sp. A25, 1231 nucleotides. The record is from the annotation of a GenBank genome assembly. Lineage: Eukaryota; Dinophyceae; Syndiniales; Amoebophryaceae.